Molecule: messenger RNA, 2530 nt
Organism: Hydractinia symbiolongicarpus
Lineage: Eukaryota; Metazoa; Cnidaria; Hydrozoa; Anthoathecata; Hydractiniidae
Product: pleckstrin homology domain-containing family A member 2-like
Exons: 7
Coding region: 45-716 (223 amino acids)
Source: RefSeq, a predicted model, not a curated record
UUUAGAAUUAAAAAAUUCAUGAAAAGAGUAAAAUGUACACUUAAAUGGGCAUUGCAGCAUCACAGCCACAACAACAAGUAAUAACACAUACUAAUAUAUGCACAAGAACUGUUCAAGUCAUGCCUAGCUCAUCAGGUGUAAACAAAAAAGAAGGAGAACUCCUGAAAUACAAGAAUGUACUUUCAGGUUGGGGAAAGCGUUAUUUCAAACUGGAAAGAACAUACUUGCACUACUUCGAAACAAAACAUACUCACAAACCAUUAGCUACUGUAACACGAGGUGAAAUCAGUGAAGUGAAACCAAGUAAAGCAUUUCCAGGAAAAGUUAACGUGUUUGAAAUUCUUCUUAAAAGUGGAAUAGUGUGGUACUGUCAAGCAAGCAGUCCUGAGGAUAUGGUCAGUUGGCUGCAAUCUCUGUCUCCAAUACCAAUCAUGUUAGAUAGUACACAGUAUCCAACAAUUCCACUGGAUGAGGCAUUCGUAGAAAUUCACGCUCCACCACCUCAAGAGCAAAUGCAACCAUCUCCAUUUCCGCCAGUGUCGCCACUCCCACCCUCACCGUAUCGCGAUUUGAUGCAUCAAGCUCAUCACACAGCACAAACGUGCAACACACCACAUGUAUGUCAACACUACAGCCCACCUCCUCCAUACUCUGCUGAGGAGAGCCUUCCUCCUGUUCCUCCACCACCCGAUUACAGUAUGAAGCCAUUCAAUUGAGCUGUUAUCAAGAAUGUCCUUCUUAAGAAUUAAUUAAUGUGGUUCGUGCUGGUAAAAUAUCUGUAGGGUUAGUUGAAAUUUCGAAAGAUACAGUCGUCCGACAUCAGUACAGUCACACUAAGCAGUGACUAGAGAAGAGUUGAAUUAAUAUCUUUUCAUUUGACCACUCAAGCAAUUCAUAGAUAGUAACAGAACUUGAUUUUUGCAAUAUUUUUUAAUGUUGAUAUGCAUUGUAUAUUUAUAUGUUAAUAUUUUAUAUUCUACAUUUGCUCUAUUUUUUGAGAAUAUAUACGUUCUUUGUGUUUUGUAUUGUACAAAACUUUCAAUCAGCUACAAAAAGCGGUGUCUGACAUCUGACGAAAUACCCCAACCUCGUUCCCAGCGCAUGUUACGUUCUGUCGUUCUGUCAUAAUCAGCUUCUUUUUUAAGAAUAUCAGGCAGGGAUAUCAGGUCAAAAACAAAACGUCUAUUGUUUAGAACAAUGGAGAAAUAAGAAUGACAAGCCUGGUUAGGAUUUUGGUGUUCUUAUAUAAAAAAGCGUGUAUGCUAAAUAUAUUGAAACUGCUUGAACUCACCCGCAGUCGCCGAAUGUCGAUGGAAAGUAGAAGCUCUUCUAAUUUCGAAUUACUGUAUUUAGCUCAAAAUUUAUUUAUCUUUUGUAUUAUAAAUUGUUUUUAUCAAAUACAACAAUCUAUAAUUUUGUAUGUUCUUUGCAUGUUUGGUAAGACUUUAAGGACCAUGGACUACGUAUAAAACACAAACCAAUUACGCGGCGCAAUUGAAGUAGGCGACGCUCAGUUCUUACUUGGCGAAAGUGGAAUGUGUUUAAAUCGGCUAAUGUAAAAUAGAUACCGUCACGAAGUCAAUAUUUUCAUCGUCGGAGCUUCUUACAAUUAGUGUCAUUCAUCGUGUUUCGCGGAAAAAAAUAGAAAUUUGCUUGAAACCUUUUAGUUUUCCGUGUUGGUCAAUCGCACUAAAACACACGAAUUAAAUAUUUCCGUUAUUUCCAAGUCGAUUUAGUAUGCUCAUAAUUUCGUAUUACCAUUUUGAAUUGAUUAGUUUUUUUCAUUUAAAAAGAAAUAUAAAAGAUAUGAAUAGUCAUGAAUUUUUAAAAGUUUAAAUAAAACUUUCUAAACAGCUGUAAGUUGUUUUUGUGAGAAAAAGAGAAAAGUGCACGAAAAGUUAAAAUAGUGUUCUUACAGAAGGCCAUGCUACCGCGCGUUUUAACAUUUCUAUUCUUGUUUACUUCUGCCCAAACUUGGUAUCCAUGGCGACAAUCAUGGGGGACAUUUUAUUGGAACGAUGAAGGAGAUGUUAGCGGUUUAAACGACAUUCCUGCUACGUAUCAAGGCUUAGAUGUAUACAAAGAAGAAUACGACGACACGAAAAAAAUGGGCAACGAAUUCAUGGACCAACAUUUUUAUUUGUGUUAUCAUAAAGACGGAACGAAAACAUAUUAUAAAAAAGUUGAUCCAAUGUUUUUUCAGAAUAAGCGUUAUUGGGUAGUAUCUGCUACAAGUGGCUUCGUUGCCUCCAUGGAAUUUUGUUGAUCGUUUAUAUGUUGGCUUAAAGUCCUUUAAGAUUUUUUCAACAGAGGCAUAAGAGUUCUUUAAGUAAAGAAAACUUGGUUGCUGCAAAAGAAAGACAGGUUACAGAAAGCGCUGCAGAUAAUUUUUUUUACAAUUUUUUUAAAACCUUCAAGAAAAAUCAUUUUUUUUAAGAAUCUUUUUAGCAAUAUAAAUAACAAAUCUAACAUUUACAUUUCAUGAUUUUGUUGUAGAUAAUAAAAUAACAAAUAAAUAUAAAAGAGAGAA